UGACUCAGCGCAAAGGUAAGAGCAACCGAUUGCUGGGUGCAAAUUCUGCACCCGGACCGGUCCCACGACUAUAAAGAAAGCAAGCCGCUCGCUAGGCGUCAUCACAACUUCCAGCAGCCUGACUGCCUCCUUGUCACUUGCUCUGCUCCGUAGCUCCAGCUUCACCAGAUCUGGAAAUGGACUCCAACUGCUCCUGCUCCACCGGCAACUCCUGCACCUGCUCCAGCUCCUGCGGCUGCAAAGACUGCAAGUGCACCUCCUGCAAGAAGAGCUGCUGCUCCUGCUGCCCAGUGGGCUGCUCCAAGUGUGCCCAGGGCUGUGUCUGCAAAGGGGCGGCGGACAAGUGCACGUGCUGUGCCUAACGGGAGGACAAUGCUGCCCCCACGUGUAAAUAGUGCGGACCAACCCGGAGUUUUUCAGACAGCUCUACCCUGUUUUCAAAGCCCCCUUUUCUACGGAAUAUGUGAAUAAAAAGCCAAUGUGAUUCUAA
Molecule: messenger RNA, 490 nt
Organism: Mesocricetus auratus (golden hamster)
Lineage: Eukaryota; Metazoa; Chordata; Mammalia; Rodentia; Cricetidae
Product: metallothionein-1
Exons: 3
Coding region: 177-362 (61 amino acids)
Molecular function (GO): metal ion binding
Source: RefSeq, a predicted model, not a curated record